Uloborus diversus is the source of this 1485-nucleotide messenger RNA. RefSeq names its product large neutral amino acids transporter small subunit 2-like. NCBI's taxonomy places the organism in Eukaryota, Metazoa, Arthropoda, Arachnida, Araneae, Uloboridae. Gene Ontology annotation, cellular component: membrane. The transcript has 11 exons. Gene Ontology annotation, biological process: amino acid transmembrane transport. The record is from RefSeq and is a predicted model, not a curated record. Bases 1 to 1485 code for a protein of 494 amino acids. Gene Ontology annotation, molecular function: L-amino acid transmembrane transporter activity.
AUGGCCGAUGCGGAGCAGUCUUCCGAGAAAGAAUGCUUGAAAAUGACCAGCAAUGCUUCCCCCCCGGAAGAGAAACCGAAAUCCGAUGUCAUCUGCCUGAAGCCGAAGAUGAGCCUCCUCAACGGGAUCACGGUCAUUGUAGGAAGCAUAAUUGGCUCAGGGAUCUUUGUUAGCCCCAAAGGUGUGUCGACAGGUACUGGAAGUGUCGGCUUAUCGCUUGUGGUAUGGGUGACAUCCGGAGUAUUUUCCAUGGUGGGGGCCUAUUGCUAUGCCGAAUUGGGCUGCAUGAUCACCAAAACAGGGGCUGACUAUGCCUAUAUUAUGGAAUCGUUCGGGCCUUUUGUUGCAUUCUUGCGCCUAUGGGUCGAGUGUAUGAUCGUCCGUCCAUGCUCGCAAGCAAUAGUGGCUUUGACCUUUUCCUUCUACGUGCUACGUCCCAUGUUUCCAGAUUGUGAUCCCCCGGAUCCUGCUAUACGUUUCCUGGCUUGCCUUUGCAUAUGUAUUUUGACCUUCGUAAAUUGCUGGGAUGUUAAAUGGGCUACAAGAGUGCAAGACUUCUUCACUUACGGGAAAUUAAUGGCUCUGGUCAUCAUUAUCACUGUUGGUUUUAUUGAACUGGGGAAGGGUAAAAUUCAAUAUUUUAAUUUUGAAAAUUCUGAAACAGAUAUUACGAAAAUUGCUUUGUCCUUUUAUUCCGGACUUUUUGCGUAUAAUGGAUGGAAUUAUUUGAAUUUUGUCAUCGAGGAGCUGAAGGACCCUCACAAAAACUUGCCACGAGCCAUAUUUAUUUCAUGUAUUCUUGUAACAGUGGUAUAUACACUCACUAUUGUUGCAUUCCAUACUACUCUGUCGAUUCAGGAGGUUAUGGGUGCUGAAGCUGUAGCUGUGAUAUUUGCUGAUCGUUUGUUUGGAAAUUGGGCGUGGGUUGUGCCAGUUUUCGUCGCUUUAUCGACUUUUGGAGGAGUGAAUGGCAUCCUAUUUACCUCAUCCAGGCUGUUUUAUGCUGGAGCUGAACAGGGUCAAAUGCCAGAAAUUCUGAAUAUGAUUCAAGUUAAUCAUUUAACACCUACUCCAGCUGUUAUGUUUGUGGCGCUUUUAUCGCUCGUCUACUUGUGUUCCAGUGAUAUAUAUGCUCUCAUCAACUAUGUUGGUUUUGCGACAUGGCUUGCCAUUGGUCUAGCAGUAGUAUGCCUUCCAUAUUUGCGCUGGAAACAACCGGAGUUAGCAAGACCUAUUAAAGUGAAUCUUUUUUUCCCAAUUAUUUACAUCUUGGCAACUAUAUUCAUCACAAUUGUACCCAUGAUUGCUGAACCAGUUGAUACUGGAUUUGGAGUUUUGAUAAUAUUGACAGGGGUACCAGUGUACUUCCUAUUUGUCUACUGGGAAAACAAGCCAACGUGUAUAAAAAAUGCAAUAGAUUCCUUCACGCAAACUCUUCAGAAGUUGUUGGUUGUUGUUGCAGCAGAAAAACCCGUGGCUGUCUGA